Molecule: messenger RNA, 5845 nt
Organism: Sciurus carolinensis (gray squirrel)
Lineage: Eukaryota; Metazoa; Chordata; Mammalia; Rodentia; Sciuridae
Gene: Wwp2
Product: WW domain containing E3 ubiquitin protein ligase 2
Exons: 24
Coding region: 111-2723 (870 amino acids)
Biological process (GO): regulation of monoatomic ion transmembrane transport; protein K63-linked ubiquitination; ubiquitin-dependent protein catabolic process
Molecular function (GO): protein binding; ubiquitin protein ligase activity
Source: RefSeq, a predicted model, not a curated record
GGUGACCGCGCGCGGUCACGUGACCCGGCCCGAGUGCGGGCGGUGGAAGGCGGAAGUGGGAGCGGAGUUGGGCGCCGCUUCUGUGGCCGCGGCAGUUUCAUGGUGAUGAUAUGGCAUCUGCCAGCUCCAGCCGGGCAGGAGUCGCCCUGCCUUUUGAGAAAUCUCAGCUUACUCUGAAAGUGGUGUCAGCAAAGCCCAAGGUGCAUAAUCGUCAACCUCGAAUUAACUCCUACGUGGAAGUGGCGGUGGAUGGACUCCCCAGCGAGACCAAGAAAACUGGGAAGCGCAUUGGGAGCUCUGAGCUUCUCUGGAAUGAGAUCAUCAUUUUGAAUGUCACGGCCCAGAGUCAUUUAGAUUUGAAGGUCUGGAGCUGCCAUACUUUGAGAAAUGAACUGCUAGGCACCGCCUCUGUCAACCUCUCCAAUGUCCUGAAGAACAAUGGGGGCAAAAUGGAGAACACGCAGCUGACGCUGAACCUGCAGACGGAGAACAAAGGCAGUGUUGUCUCGGGCGGAGAGCUGACAAUUUUCCUGGACGGGCCGACUGUUGAUUUGGGAAAUGUGCCUAAUGGCAGUGCCGUGACAGACGGAUCACAGCCACCUUCAAGAGAAUCUAGUGGGACAACUAUAGCUCCAGAGAACCGGCACCCACCCCCCAGCACAAACUGCUUUGGAGGGAGAUCCCGGACACACAGACAUUCAGGCGGUUCAGCCAGAACAACCACAACAGCCGGUGAGCAAAGCCCUGGUACUAGGAACCGACACCGCCAGCCCAUCAAGAACCCAAGCCACAGUGGCCUGGCCAAUGGCACAGUGAAUGAUGAACCCACUGCAGCCUCUGAUCCUGAAGAACCUUCUGUUGUUGGUGUGACAUCCCUAUCUCCUCCAGCCUUGAGUGUGACCCCAAACCCCAACACGACAUCUCUCCCUGCUCCGGCCACACCUGCUGAAGGAGAGGAACCCAGCACUUCUGGGACACAGCAGCCUCUGACAGCUGCCCAGGCUCCUGAUGCUCUGCCUGCUGGGUGGGAGCAGCGAGAGCUGCCCAACGGCCGGGUCUAUUAUGUUGACCACAACACUAAGACCACCACCUGGGAGCGGCCUCUUCCUCCAGGCUGGGAAAAACGCACAGACCCCCGAGGGAGGUUUUACUAUGUGGAUCACAACACUCGCACCACCACCUGGCAGCGCCCGACGGCUGAAUAUGUGCGGAACUAUGAGCAGUGGCAGUCACAGAGGAAUCAGCUCCAGGGGGCCAUGCAGCACUUCAGCCAAAGAUUCCUCUACCAGUCUUCGAACACUUCAGUUGACCAUGAUCCCCUGGGCCCGCUCCCUCCUGGCUGGGAGAAGAGGCAGGACAAUGGACGAGUGUACUACGUGAACCAUAACACGCGCACUACCCAGUGGGAGGACCCUCGGACCCAGGGGAUGAUCCAGGAACCAGCUCUGCCCCCAGGAUGGGAGAUGAAGUACACCAGCGAGGGGGUGCGGUACUUUGUGGACCAUAAUACUCGUACCACCACCUUCAAGGAUCCUCGCCCAGGGUUUGAGUCUGGGACCAAGCAAGGAUCCCCCGGUGCCUACGACCGAAGUUUUCGGUGGAAGUAUCACCAGUUCCGCUUCCUCUGCCACUCAAAUGCCCUACCCAGUCAUGUGAAGAUCAGUGUUUCCAGGCAGACACUCUUCGAGGAUUCUUUCCAGCAGAUCAUGAACAUGAAACCCUAUGACCUGCGCCGCCGCCUCUACAUCAUCAUGCGCGGUGAGGAGGGCCUGGACUAUGGAGGCAUCGCCAGAGAGUGGUUUUUCCUCCUGUCCCACGAGGUGCUCAAUCCCAUGUACUGCUUAUUCGAAUACGCUGGGAAGAACAACUACUGCCUGCAGAUCAACCCCGCCUCCUCCAUCAACCCGGACCACCUCACCUACUUCCGCUUUAUUGGCAGAUUCAUUGCCAUGGCUCUGUACCAUGGAAAGUUUAUUGACACAGGCUUCACUCUCCCUUUCUACAAGCGGAUGCUCAACAAGAGACCAACCCUGAAAGAUCUGGAGUCCAUUGACCCUGAAUUCUACAACUCCAUUGUCUGGAUUAAAGAGAACAAUCUAGAAGAAUGUGGUCUGGAGCUGUUCUUCAUCCAGGACAUGGAGAUCCUGGGCAAAGUGACAACCCAUGAACUGAAGGAAGGUGGUGAGAGCAUCCGGGUCACAGAGGAGAACAAGGAAGAGUACAUCAUGCUGCUGACUGACUGGCGUUUCACCCGAGGCGUCGAAGAGCAGACCAAAGCCUUCCUGGAUGGCUUCAAUGAGGUGGCCCCACUGGAGUGGCUGCGCUACUUUGAUGAGAAAGAGCUGGAGCUGAUGCUGUGCGGCAUGCAGGAGAUAGACCUGAGUGACUGGCAGAAGAACACCAUCUACCGGCACUACACCAAGAACAGCAAGCAGAUCCAGUGGUUCUGGCAGGUGGUAAAGGAGAUGGACAACGAAAAAAGAAUCCGGCUGUUACAGUUUGUUACUGGAACCUGCCGCCUGCCCGUGGGGGGAUUUGUUGAACUCAUCGGGAGCAAUGGACCACAGAAGUUCUGCAUCGAUAAGGUUGGCAAGGAAACCUGGCUGCCCAGAAGCCACACCUGCUUCAACCGCCUGGACCUCCCACCCUACAAGAGCUACGAACAACUGAAAGAGAAGCUGCUGUAUGCCAUUGAGGAGACUGAGGGCUUUGGACAGGAGUAACAGCCACCUCCAUGCCCCCCAGCACACAUGUAGUCCUGAGUCCUCCCUGCCUGGAGGCCACAGGCAUGCAGCCCUUGGGAGGCCCCUGUAGAUGACGGCCCUGCGUGGAACCACACUGUCAUCAUGCUGGUGGUGGAAGAGCCUGACCCUAGGAGGCCCUGCAGCCCCUCCCUCCUACCUGCUGGUGGUAGUCUGGAAUAAAGCCCCUCGUCACCUUUGACCCCAUCACCCAUUGCAAAGUUUGAGAACUGACCUCUGCAAAACUUCCCCCAUCCCCUGGGACCAACCUAGGUGUCCGUGAGUGGGCCCUGCCCUGAUGGGCUGCGGCAGAAGCCCAGGCCUCACAGGCUGGUUAGGUGAAGAGAUUGGCUGCUCUGGGUGGCUGUUCUGCACUGAGAAAGCCAAGGGUCUUUGCCAGCAAAAGAGGUUCUAUCUUAAUAGAACUUCCCAGGGUCUGAAUGAAACGUGGGUCUGAGGGAAAGACUGUCAAGAUCUUCACCUCACUUCCCUUCCUGGCAGACUCCAGCCACAGAGGCCAAGCAACAGGGACUCGGCACUGCCAGCUCAGGUCGUCCCUGCCUGGCAGACCAAGGGUUGGGCGAGCUGCCCGCCUGGGUCUCGGGGGAAGGGGAAGCAGCAAAGUCCCCCAGACCUUUUUGUUCUUUACAUAAACUUGAAGCGUUUGUGUGUAGGGUUGCUUUUUGUUUUGUUUUUGAUAUGCUGCUGUCACUUUCUGUCAAGGAGCUGGUGCCCCAGGUGUCCUGGGGCCUUGAGGGACCUGUCCCCCUUGGUCCAAGAGUUUCCAGAACAGCUUCUCCUCUCAGGAGCCUGCUUAGCAGUUCCAUGAGCUCAGGUGGGCUUGACCCUGUGGCUUCACUGUGCAGCAUCCAAGUCCCUGAACUUGGAGGAAAGGCUUGGUGUCCUGAGUGCCACCCGCACCUUUGCGCCUUUGAUAGAGAUGAGAUCCUUUGCUAGAUACAGUCGCCCACGUGGCCCCCAUUGAGGGGUAGAUGGGUCUAGACUGUCCCUCCCUGACAGCCCCUGGAGCUCCAGAGGGCCUGUUAGUCCCCUGCUUAGAAUGAAGCCCAUUGUGGCCAGCGGAGUGUUCGUUCUGCAUAGAUGGGAGGCUUAUCUGCAUGUGGGAAAUGAUCCCGUUGAAACCCACAGCAGGAGCCCCAACGCUGGCUCGCUGGCUCGCCUUGGGGAUUCUGCCUUUGAAAUCUGCAGGCUCCUCUGGGAAGCCGCAGAGUGAUGGUGGCAUACUCCCUAGUCUAGGCCCCCAGGGCUCUAGGGAUGGACCCCCGGCUACAGACCUGCUUUCUGGGACCCCGGGCGGGCUCUCAGACUGGUUGGAGGAACCUUCCAAGGACAGUCUCUCCUUCCCACAUCUCAUCCUUCCCCAUCCCACAGAGGUGCUGCCUGCGUCCACCACGCUGCACGUGCUGAUUUGAGUGGCUAAACUCGCUGCAGCUCAGCCCUUUGCCUCCUUUCCGUCACCUUCAGUACUUCCCAGUGCAUGUCACCUUGAAGGCUGCUCCGUCUGGUGGGUAGGGGUGCAAGCUGCCAGGGAGGUUUGGAAGCAUCAGGCCCAUGGCUGUUCACGUGUGUCGUGUGUGUGCGUGCAAACGUGUAUAUAACUGAAGUGUCUGUGUGGAAUGCCCCACGGUAGCACGGGGUUGGUCACUGGGUUGUUUUGUAAUGCCCACCCCCUGCUUUGGUAUUGCCAGUUUCUUGUGCAAUAAACAAUCAGCAGCUGUGGGUGGUGUCGGUGUGGCUGUCUACAGAAUCACUGUCCUCCAGCCAAGAGGCCUCCGGGCUCCACAGUCCCAGGCCCAGGUAGAAUGGAAAUUCCCUGACCUUGCUGGUUCUGAGAAGUGUGCAUGCUGUUAACCCAGGAGCCCACUUCUGAGGCAGCCAGCUGGGGAUUCAUCCCGGGUCACUGCCUCACUACACCCCCCAUGAUGGGGCUGCUUCAGGCCGUUGCUGGGGAGCAGAGGAGAAGAGCUGCAGGUCAGGCAGCUCGGGGAAGCGCAUCUUGGGCGGUGGCUCAUUCAUGAAAUGCUGAGGUUGUGCAGGUCCUGGGAUGACUGAGGGACUCUGCUGUUGAGCUCCUUGUCACACAGGUGGUUUCUACCCACUUGUUUUGACACUUGAGGGUUCAGAGAUGGAAUGGAUCACCACACUGAGGGGUCUUGAUACAUUUAACAUAGAAAUGACUUUGUCAUAGACCCGUCAUUCCUCAUUGUGCCUCUUCUCAGGGAUGCAGAAAUGUCCAGAGCUCGUUGGCUGAAUUUGCUCCCCCCAGCUCCAAAGUCCCUUUUUCUUUUCUCCCCAUUUGCUGCUGGAGAUAGAACCCAGCACCCGUGUACACUGAGUGUGUUCUCUACCACUGAGCUACAUGGCCUGCACUUGCAAAGUCAUUUUUUCACUUGACCGGGCAACACUGUACAUAGACAGAAUUAUUGAAGAAAGUCCACGUGUUGUGUAGACAUCUCAUAGUAAGUUAAAUAAGAAAUGCUCCCGUGGGAAUCGUUCUCCCAGUCCUUAUGCCCAGAGGUAACUGCUGUGCACAAUUGGCUGUGGUCCUUCUAGACUCUUGUUUUGUAUUCAUGUGUAAAUCAUGUACACAUAUAAUUUUAGAAUAUACUCAUAUCAUACAUGUUGAGAAACUCUUUUAUUAAAAGAGAUAUUAGGGAUGCCUUUCCAUGUUGGCUGGUAUAGGUCUACUUAAUUCUUUGACUGUGUGAUGUUCGUGUCCUAUACCCAUCACCUUCCUGAGAUGUGCGUCCAGCAGCUUUGGUAUAGGACCUUGCGCAGAUCUGUGUGCUGAUGCUCUCCCAGUAGGGGACAGUUCUGGAAGCUGAGUCAUUGAUUAUGCCCUUUAUUUUUGUUUUAAAAAUGUUUUUAAUGUUCAAAUUCAAAGAUAGGAAAGCCUUGUAGUGAAGGGCCUCCCUCACUCGUUCACCCCUCUGAUCCCCUCCUGGAGGUAACUUGUUGCAGACUUCUUUUGAAUCCUUCCAGAUAGAUUUUUAAAAGUCCCAACAGGUUCUGCCAAAUUGUCCUUCAAAAGCAUUCUUAUUAGCUGGUCGUGGUGGUGCAUGCCUAUAAUCCCCACUCAGGAG